This is a messenger RNA of Syzygium oleosum, 1744 nucleotides long. RefSeq names its product cyclin-B2-1-like. Lineage: Eukaryota; Viridiplantae; Streptophyta; Magnoliopsida; Myrtales; Myrtaceae. The transcript has 7 exons. The record is from RefSeq and is a predicted model, not a curated record. Gene Ontology annotation, molecular function: cyclin-dependent protein serine/threonine kinase regulator activity. The coding region runs from base 424 to 1209 and encodes 261 amino acids. Gene Ontology annotation, biological process: regulation of cyclin-dependent protein serine/threonine kinase activity; mitotic cell cycle phase transition. Gene Ontology annotation, cellular component: nucleus; cytoplasm; cyclin-dependent protein kinase holoenzyme complex.
CUCUCUCCCCUGUCUCUGUCUCUGUCUCUGUCUCUCUGCCUCUCUAAUUCUGAGCAAUUCUCGUUGCUCUGCUCUGAACUCUGUCUCUUGCUACCGAUCACUGCUCGUUCCUCGGCUGUUAACUCUGUCUCUUGCUACUGAUCACUGCUCUCUUUGGGGCUCUGAGCAAUCCUUGUUGCCCUCAAUGCAAUUCUCUCUCUUGAUUCGGAGGGUUUCUCUGUCUCCCUCUCCGGGCAAUCCUCUGAAUCUGAGCAAUUCUCGCUGCUCUGCUCUGAACUCUGUCUCUUGCUGAUAUCACUGCUGCGGCUCUGAGCAAUCCUUGUUGCUCUCGAUUCAAUUAUCUCUCUUGAUUUAGAGGAUUUCUCUGUUUCCCUCUCUGGGUAAUCCUCCCGUUGUCCGACCACGAAUCCGACAACGAUCGUGAUGCCUGUCCACGGCAUUCCAGUUGCCAAGCGUCUCUACAAGAAAGAACUUGAACUGAAGCAGAUUGGCAAUUUUCUGGGCCCUAGAUCGCGCAUCAAGUUAGGGCACUUCAGAUAUUACCGACACCAACCGCUGGAUGCCAAGAUUUAUCCGAAUAAAUUUCUCCAAAGCCACGUAGAAGAGAAAAAUCCAGCCAAUGUAAGUAUAUUUCCAACAAGACCCAUCUCGUGUUGUUCUGAUGACGCUAAUUUACGUGCAGAUGUUGCUGUGGAAGCCUAUGAGUACGUUGAUGAUAUAUGCGCCUUCUACAAAUCGGAAGAGGAAGAGAAAUCUAUGUGCAUAAAACCCAAUGUCAUUGCUAGACUGAAGCACGGCAUCGACAAGAAGUUGAGAGCAUGUAUUGUCGAGUGGUUGAUUGAGGCACACAAGCUGUUCAAGUUCCCAACCGAGGCUCUAUUUCUUGCCAUCAAUCUUUUCGACCGAUUUGUGGCCAUUUGUCCGGUGGAAAAGAAGAAAGUGAGUUUGGUCAGAAUAACCGCCCUGCAGUUGGCUGCUAAGUAUGCUGGAAUAAGAGAAUCGAUCCCUUGUGUCUACUUGUUUUCCCACCUGGCGCUUACUUCGUGCCCUGUGAAGAAGAUUUCGUGCUCUGCAGAGCAGAUUGUAGAAAUGGAGUAUUUGAUCUUGAACACUAUAGAGUAUGAAUUGUCAAUCCCUACCCCGUCUACAUUUAUGUGGAAGUUUCGUAAGGAAACUCAAUCGUACUUGGUUUCUGUUAAUGUUAUUUGAUGUUGUUAUGAAUCGAUCUUAUGACAAUAGUAUAGAAAAUGAUUUGGGUUUCUGUUUGUACCUCCAACCAGAUCAAACACUUGUCCUUCUUCUUCAUCGAUCUCUGCCUAGUUCAGUGUGGAACGCUCCCAUUUCGACCUUCUGUAUUGGCUGCCGCUGCAAUUUACACCGCCCAUGCCACUGUUGAAGGGUGUAAGCCAUGCAGCAAAAUCUAUGAGCAGUUGACCGGUUGUAGUGCCCAAACAAUCUUGAAAUGCUCGAGACUGAUGGUGACUUCCCAUCAAAAAGCGAGGAGUGUCAGGAGGGUGUAUAAGAAGUACAACACGAGGGAAUACGAGUGGCUAGCUAGAGCUGAACCGGCUCGAUUUCUCUUGACCGAAUUUAGCAGGGCCAGGGUCUUCAUCUUUAAGCUUAUUUUGUUUCUCCUUAGAGACCGGUAACAACAUUUGGUUUUAGAGUCUUUGUACUCAUUGAUGAUUCGAGUGUAUCGUUCAAAGCUCUUGAAUGGAAAGUUGCUUAUUCUCGGCUGUGAAAA